CCUGCUCCCGAGCCUAAACACGACCCUGCACCGGCACCACCUCCGGCGCCGGCGCCCGAGCCUGCUCCUGAGCCCAAACAUGACCCUACUCCGGCGCCGGCGCCUGAGCCUGCUCCCGAACCCGCUCCCGAGCCUACUCCCGAGCCUAAACAUGAUCCUGCUCCGGCACCACCUCCGGCGCCUGCUCCCGAGCCUGCUCCUGAGCCGAAACAUGAUCCUGCUUCCGAACCUGCUCCCGAGCCUGCUCCCGAGCCUGCUCCUGAGCCUGCUCCUGAGCCUGCCCCCGAGCCUGCUCCCGAGCCUGCUCCUGAGCCUGCUCCCGAGCCUGCCCCCGAGCCUGCUCCCGAGCCUGCCCCCGAGCCUGCUCCUGAGCCUGCCCCCGAGCCUGCACCCCAGCCUGCUCCUGAGCCUAAACAUGAUCCUGCUCCGGCAUCACCUCCGGCGCCUGCUGCCGAGCCUGCUCCGGCACCGGCUCCUGAACCGGCACCAGAACCCAAGCACGAACCCGAACCUGCCCCCGAGCCGAAGCCUGAGGUCAUAUCGGAGGAACCCAAGCACGAAGACGAGCCUCCCAAGCAGCCGGAGCCGAAGACAUCUACGUCCUGCGUACCGACCGUGCAGGAGGUUGUCCGUACUCUCACACAGACGCUACCAACUGAGCCCACCGAGCCCGCUGUUGCACCCAAAGUCGACGCCGUGUCCACUCAGGAAGCUCCUGCAUCUAAACCCUCGACUGCCGCCCUGAGUGAGCCUACCAAGCCUGCUGCGCAGUCCAACCCUACUCAGGCGGCACCGGUGGCGACGAGUCCCUUCUCGCCGAAUCUAGAUGAAGCCCACCACGUCCCCACUUCUGCCUCAUGUACGACCGAUGUUGCUCAGAGCGCUAUGACCACAGCUGCGCCCGCCCCAACCGAGCCGGUAGUCAUGGACAAGAUUGCCUCUAGCAUCACGAUCAAACAGGACUCCACUUUCCACGUGAUUCCAGUGUACAUGCCCGUGUCAGCGGCUACCACGCCCUCGUCACUCGCAAUACCCACCGGCCUAACGAGCGCUCCCAGCCAACAUACCACCGGCAUCGACGCCUUCCAACCUACUCUCCGCUACAAUUUGCCACCAGCAGCGCCAUCCGCAUCGUCGACCGGUCUCUUGUUCACCGGUGCUGGCGCACCUCAGGCCGCACCACAUGCUGGCGUCUUUUCGGUCUUCUCUGGUCUUGUGGCUCUCCUAGCAUUGAUCUUGUAA
Aspergillus saccharolyticus JOP 1030-1 is the source of this 1242-nucleotide messenger RNA. RefSeq lists its product as uncharacterized. Lineage: Eukaryota; Fungi; Ascomycota; Eurotiomycetes; Eurotiales; Aspergillaceae. The record is from RefSeq and is a predicted model, not a curated record. The annotation marks the transcript as partial. The transcript has a single exon.